Messenger RNA from Eucalyptus grandis, 829 nucleotides. RefSeq names its product protein FAM32A-like. Bases 68 to 493 code for a protein of 141 amino acids. Gene Ontology annotation, cellular component: nucleolus. NCBI's taxonomy places the organism in Eukaryota, Viridiplantae, Streptophyta, Magnoliopsida, Myrtales, Myrtaceae. The record is from RefSeq and is a predicted model, not a curated record. The transcript is spliced from 4 exons.
GGAGUCUGGAAAUUUCGACAGUGUGAAAGGAGAGGGGAAUUCGAGACUGGUCGUUUCAGGGGGGGAGAUGUCGGGUUAUGAGAAUGUCGUCGGAGGGAAGCUGAAGCUGAAAGGGAAGGCUCUCGACGUGAAGGCUGGAGGAGUGAAGAAGAAGAAGAAGAAGAAGCAGCAGGAGACGCAGCAUCAGGACCCUGUGUCCGAGGUCAUCGAAUCCGAGCUCUCCGCCGGCGAGGGUGCGGCGCUGUCGAAUGAACCUAUUGAAGACGAGAUCAAUGAUGAGAGCAAGUUGAGCGAAGAAGGCAAGGAGGCUGCUCCGUAUGACCACCAGCUGACGCCUGCUGAAAAGCGAUACAUAGAGCAGAGGGAGCAGAUCGAUGUCAAGAAACUGGCGAAGACAGCUAACAAAUCUCACCGCGACAGGAUACAGGAUUUCAACCAGUACCUUGCAAACAUGAGCGAACAUUAUGACAUCCCGAAAGUUGGCCCAGGAUAACUGAGGAUCGAUUCCAUGAGCAUGAAGGUCGCCAGAUCAAAUUUCCUUAAACAGAGACUAUUGUCCGAGUACAUGGUUCUUGGAAGGCUUAAUUAAGAAACACCAGAGACAUUCUGAUAUCCAUUGAGAACCACUGCUUCCCCCAUUGGUACGUGACUAGACCUUUGUAAACUUCCUACUGGAUAAUACAACGAUCCCCGUGGGCACCAGAACAACAAGUGCAAGAAGUGUAUACUUUAAGCUUCGUCUCAUGCCAAAUCACACCUAAUUAUUUUUUGUAAACACAAGGGACCGUUGGUCAAACCACAUUAAAUAAGCAAAGACCAUUGGGAAUCA